AUGUGGUUGAAAAUAGAGCAUAUUUUUAAUCUUUUAGAAAAACGAACCAAAAUAUGUCCCAACUCAGUAUGUCAAUGUGAAAAAACAUUAAAAAUAAUCGAAAAUUGUGAACAAUGCAAAAAUAAUAUAAAAUGCGAGGCAGAAUACCUGAUAAUGUGCAAUGAUUGUCUUUAUGAAGUAUUAGAGGGAGAGUCUGAUAACUGGUCAAGUGGAAAUUUACAAAUUGACGAAUUUAUUAGAAAAGCACAGCGAUCAUUAUAUUGUACCCAAUACCUUGAACGAACUCCAUAUAAGUUUUACAUUCGGUACCCUGAACGGAUUCCAUAUAAUUUUUAUCCUGAAUACCCUAAACGGAUUCAGUAUAAUUUUUAUACUCGAUACCCUGAAUGGAUUCCAUAUAAUUUUUUAACCAAGAUAAAAUAUAUUGGUAGAGGCAAAUUUGGUGCAGUACUUUCUGCAGAAUGGAGCCAAGGAGCCAAAAAAAUACAAAAUUCUGGUAAUAAGCACUAUUACAUUCGAUCAGAUCCCUGUGCAGUUGUUUUAAAAAAAUUCAAAGAUAUGAAUCAGCUUUCAAUUGUAGAAUUAUGCUUCCAAGAUUUGUAUUAUUGUUGUAACUUAUAUGGAAUUACCCAAGAUCCUUCAACAUCAGAAUAUAUGUUUGUAGAACCCAUAUCUCUAUGUGAUAAUUGUCUCCGUAAAGCGUUAAAAAAUGAGUGUUCUAAAUGGUCAAGUGGAUAUAUAUUAAUUGAUGAAUUUAUUAGAAAAGCACAGCAGUCAUUGCCUUAUAAACGGUAUCCUGAAUGGAUUCCAUAUGAUUCUUUUACCGAGAUAAAACAUAUUAAAGGCGAAUCUGGUGCUGUAAUUUCUGCAAAAUGGAGCCAAGGAGCCAAAAAAAUUCAAAUAUUUAAUAAUGGACUCUAUUACAUUCGAUCAGAUCCCUGUGAAGUUGUUCUGAAGAAAUUAAAAGAUAUGAAUCAGAUUUCAAUGAUAGAAAUACGCCACCGAGAUUCGUUUUAUUGUUGUGACUUGUAUGGAAUUACCCAAGAUCCUUCAACAUCAGAAUAUAUGCUUGUAGAACCAACUUCUCUAUGCAAUAAUUGCCAUCAAAAAGCAUUAGAAAGUGAAUUAAUUGAUGAAUUUAUUAGAAAAAUACCGUGGUCUUUACCUUAUAAUCUAUAUCCUGAAUGGAUUCCAUAUGAUUCUUUUACCGAAAUAAAACAUAUUAGAGACGAAUUUGGUACUGUAAUUUCUGCAAAAUGGAGCCGAAGAGCCAAAAGAAUACAAAGUUCUAAUGAUGAUCACUAUUAUCUUCGAUCGGAUCCCUGUGCUGUUGUUCUAAAGAAAUUUAUGAAACAGAUUUUGCUUAUAGAAAAGCAGUUUCAAGAUCGAUCUGAUUGUGGUUGUUUAUACGGAAUUACCCAGAAUCCUAAAACAUUAGAAUAUAUGUUUGUAGAAGCUACAUAUCUAUGUGACUGUAAAGUGUUAAUAGGUAAAUUUUCUAACUGGUCAAGUGGAAGUUUGCCAAUUGAUAAAUUUAUCAGAAAUGCACAGCAGUCACUACCUUAUGAUCGGUAUCCUGAAUGGAUUCCAUAUGAUUCUUUCAUCGAAAUAAAAUAUGUUAAUAGAGGAGAACUUGGUGCAGUAAUUUCCGCAAAAUGGAGCAAAGGAACUAAAAUAAUAUACAAAUCUGACAACGAGCGUUAUUAUAUUCGAUCGGAUCCCUGUGCAGUUGUUCUAAAGAAAUUUAUUAACCAAUCUUCUUUACUUUUAGAAAAGCAGCUUCAAGAUCGAUCUGAUUGUUGUUGUUUAUAUGGAAUUACCCAGAAUCCCUUGACAUUAGAAUACAUGAUUGUAGAACAUACAUAUCUAUGCGACAGUUGUCUUCACAGAGUGUUAGUAAGCGAAUUUCCUAAUUGGUCAAGUGGAAAUUUACAAAUUGAUGAAUUUAUUAGAAAAGCACAGCAGUCAUUACCUUAUAGUCAGUACCCUGAAUGGAUUCCAUAUAAAUUUUUAUCCGAAAUAAAGUAUAUUGAUAGAGGCGAAUUUGGCGCAGUAAUUUCAGCAAAAUGGAGCCAAGGUGCCAAAAAAAUACAAAAUUCUAACAAUGAGCAUUAUUACAUUCGUUCAGAUCCCUGUGCUGUUAUUCUAAGGAAAUUUAUGAAACAGUCUUUACUUACAGAAAAGCAGCUUCAAGAUCGAUCUGAUUGUUGUUGUUUAUACGGCAUUACCCAAGAUUCUUCAACAUUAGAAUAUAUGUUAGUAGAACCCAGAUGUUUACGCGACAGUUGUCUUCAUAGAGUAUUACAAAGUGAAUUUUCUAACUGGACUAGUGAUAAUUCUGAAAUCGAUGAAUUUAUUCAAAAAGCACAACUUUCAUCAUCUUAUAUUCAAUUUCCUGAAUGGAUUUCAUAUGACUCAUUAACUGAAAUAAAACAUAUUGGCAGAGGCGGAUUCUUGCUGAAAAAUUUUGACAAACUAACCCUGGAAAAUAAAUUAAGCAUAGCACAGUCUAUAUGUGUAGAACUUCAAAAUAUUCAUGCUAAAGGUUGGGUACAUGGUGAUCUUCAUUGUGAAAAUAUUUUAUUAUUAAAUGAAGAAGAUGCCUUUAUUUCAGAUUUUGGAUUAUGUCGACCAAUAAAUGAAACGAAGAUGCUUGAAAAAAAAAUUUAUGGGGUAAUACCAAAUAUUGCACCAGAGAUACUUCGUCUUCAAUCUCCAUAUUCUCAGACAGGAGACAUUUAUAGCUUAGAGGAAUUGACACUUGAUGAAUAUAAAUCUAAAAAAAAUAGAGAUAAGGUCGAUGGAUGGGAAAAUUUAAGUUUAUCACGAGAAUUGAUUAAUUCGCAUCAUGCAACUAUAACAUAUAAUACUAUGAAAUGGAAACCGGAUAUUCCUAUUCAUCCGAAUGCAGUAUAUAAAAGUCGCAUGAUUAGUAUUAUCAGUAAUCGGCUUGAAAUUUCUGAUAUACCAUACAUAAGUUUAUGA
Racocetra fulgida is the source of this 2985-nucleotide messenger RNA. Lineage: Eukaryota; Fungi; Glomeromycota; Glomeromycetes; Diversisporales; Gigasporaceae. The record is from the annotation of a GenBank genome assembly.